Molecule: messenger RNA, 759 nt
Organism: Arachis duranensis
Lineage: Eukaryota; Viridiplantae; Streptophyta; Magnoliopsida; Fabales; Fabaceae
Exons: 1
Coding region: 1-759 (252 amino acids)
Source: RefSeq, a predicted model, not a curated record
AUGACUGAAACUAGCUCUUACAUCAAGAACCUAGAGAUACAGAUUGGUCAGCUGAUCAAGCGGAUACCAGAGAUUCCUUCAAACACUCUUCUAAGUAACAUAGAGGUUAAUCUAAAAGAAGAGUGCAAAUCCCUCACUAUAGAGGUCAUGCCCGAACCCAAGGGGGUUGCCAAGGAAAUCAGAGCUCGUAAGGAGACUGAGAAAGUCACCUUACAUGCCCCUCAGCUGAGAGAGGAAUCUGAAGAAUACUCUUCUUCAGAAGAGGAUGGGGAGUCCAAGGAAGAGCAAAUCGCUCGGUACUUGGCCAUACUCAGGAAGCUGAAAGCCAACUCUUUCCAAAUAGAGGCAUUGGAGGAGGAAGAUGAGCCUAUGGUGCUGGCCAAGGACUGUACUGCCUUGGUCCAGAAGAAGCUUUCUCAGAAGUUGCUGCAUCCUAGAAGCUUUCUGAUUCCCUAUACUAUAGGGACCAUCACCUUUGAGAAGGUAUUAUGUGAUCAUGGUUCAAGCAUCAAUCUGAUGCCUCUAUCUAUAAAGAAGAGGCUAGGAAUACUAAAAGUGCAAAGUGCCAAGAUCUCAUUGGAAAUGGCAGACAAGUCCCUGAAAAGGGCAUAUGGUACGGUAGAAAAUGUCCUGGUAAAGGUCGACAACUUUUACAUCUCUGUUGAUUUCAUAAUCUUAGAUAAUGGGGAGGACAGAGAUGAAUCCAUCAUCCUUGGAAGCCCUUUUUUAGCCACUGUCAAGGCCAUACUUGAUGUAUAA